Molecule: messenger RNA, 1835 nt
Organism: Castor canadensis (American beaver)
Lineage: Eukaryota; Metazoa; Chordata; Mammalia; Rodentia; Castoridae
Gene: Coil
Product: coilin
Biological process (GO): spliceosomal snRNP assembly
Cellular component (GO): Cajal body
Molecular function (GO): U1 snRNA binding; U2 snRNA binding
Source: RefSeq, a predicted model, not a curated record
AUGGCAGCCUCCGAGACGGUUAGGCUACGGCUUCAAUUCGAUUAUCCGCCGCCAGCCACCCCGCACUGCACCGUCUUCUGGCUUCUGGUCGACCUUAACAGAUGCCGAGUCGUCACGGAUCUCAUCAGUCUCAUCCGCCAGCGCUUCGGGUUCAGUUCUGGGGCCCUCCUAGGUCUCUACCUGGAGGGGGGGCUCCUGCCCCCCACCGAGAGCGCGCGCCUGGUGCGCGACAACGACAACAUCAGCGUUAAGUUAGAAGAGAGUGAAAUUCCUGAGAUUUCUGAGGGAAUCCGUAAUGGUGGCAAUUGUCAUUUUUCACCUAGAAAAGCAAAGAAACGGGCUUUUAAGUUGGUGGAGGAUGAAGAAACUGAACCUGAUUAUGGGUAUUCAAAGAAGCAUUGGAAGAGGCAAGGUAACAACAGUAAUAACGAGAAGGCCUCGGAUCUCGAGUUAAAAGCUGUCACAGACCAGACUGUGAAGAAAAAAAGCAAGAGAAAAAACAAAGCAACUUGUGGCACAGUGGAUGAUGAUGACGAAGAGACCAAAAAAAAGUCACCAAAGAGAAAGGAGAAAUGUGAAUAUAAGAAACAAACCAGGAAUCCCAAGUCUCCUAAAGCACAGGCAGCAAAAGAAUGGACCCCUCAGAACUGUAGUCCUCCAAAAGGCUCUGCCAAAAACAGCCUGGCUAAAGCCAGAAGGAAAAGUGGAGUAGGCAAGGGUUCAAAAGGUAGUCCCAGGUCCUCCUCGGAGUCUGAGUCUAGUCACGAGUCAACCAGUGAUGUUCUCAGCAAUGUCACAUUGGUGGUUGGAAACUCCUUACAGAAACUCUCAUCUGAGUUAUCAAAGGAAGUACUUGCUACAAAAAAUACAGUUGCAAACAAAGUGGCUGCAAAAGCUCCCUUUACCUUCAGCACCAGCAAGGGCAAGGCCGCCAGAGCCUCUUCUUCUAGUUCAGACUCCAGUUCAGAGUCUGAUGACCAGGGCGUGGGGUCCAAGAGCAUGCCGGAGUGUGCCUCAAGCUUCUUAAAGACAGCAGGCCUCUUGACAGGGCGGGGUUGUCCAGGACCAGGGUCGUCGUCACAGACUCCAAGUGCUGCAGGAUGGAAGCCUUCUGACUUAAGUGGCAGCAAACAGUCUCCUGGUCCUCCUCCCAGUGUGUCUGUCCCCACCAACUUGGGAAGAGGAUGGGGACGAGGAGAGGACCUUCUGUCUUGGAAGGGAGCAAGGGGCCGGGGCAUGCGGGGCAGAGGUCGGGGACGAGGGCGUGCUGUUUCCUGUGUCUUAAAUAGAAGCACUGAAUAUCAGAAGCAGCAGCACUUAAUGGAGAUAGUAACAAACUCAUCUACUAUUAUCCAGAACCCAGUAGAGAUACACAAGAAGGACUAUAGUCUGUUACCCCUGUUAGCAGCUGCCCCUCAAGUCGGAGAAAAGAUUGCAUUUAAGCUUUUGGAACUCACAUCUGAUUACUCUCCUGAUGUCUCUGACUACAAGGAAGGAAAAAUAUUAAGCCACAAUCCAGAGACCCAGCAAGUAGAUAUAGAAAUUCUGUCAUCCUUACCUGCCAUGAAAGAACCUGGGAAGUUUGAUUUGGUUUAUCACAACGAAAACGGAACUGAGGUAGUAGAGUAUGCUGUGACACAAGAGAAGAGGAUCACUGUGUUUUGGAGAGAGUUGAUUGACCCAAGACUGAUUCUUGAAUCUUCCAGUAACAGCUCAGCUACAGAACCUGUCUGAGGAUGCCCCCUCCACCUCAAGUUCAUAAGUGUAUUGUUUAUAUAAGUGACUAUAGCUGAAUCUUUUUUCAAACAGGAUUUGAAAGUUGUACGAAUUUUUUG